GCGCCAUAUUCGGAAGUGUAUGACAACAAACGAUUACAUUUUAACUUGGCUGCGAAUGUUCGUUUUAUUUGCAAAUAACAUCUGCAGUUGAUUAUGAUGAUGGACAUCCCUGACAUGCACACCGACCACGUAUCUUAACAACUUCCUACGCAGGGAACAUGAACUUGACGGUCGCUUUGUUGCUAUGGUGGAUGCAACGUUAGCUUUCACUUGCAACGUUUUUACCCCAACUAGUUGCUAGCUGCUAACGUCCUUUACAUUUCUGACCAAAGAAGGGCAAUCUUUGUUGCCCUGUCUGUGUGGGAUGUUUUAGUUUCAAUUUCUGCCGACGCACAUAAAGUUGAUGCUAUAGUGGUGACAGAUAGGUGGCUGCAGCCCCACUGAAGCACCGUCCUCUCACCGAGCAGGGACAUCGUCCGCAGGCAGCAUCCCUCGUCAUGUCCAUAGACUUCGACAGCAACGCGCUGCAGACCCAGCAUGAGGAGGAAGAGUUGGACCAGGAGGACUACGCCAGGGAGCAGGAGCUGCAUAAGCUCCUGACUGAUCUCCCAGAUGACAUGCUGGAGGACAGCCGAGACUGCUCCUCUCCGGAGCUGGACGACGACUCGCCCCAGCGUAACCACGGCAACGGGCCGCAGCAGGCGUGGAAUGGGAAGACGGACUGGGCCAAACCCCAGAGACCACCCCCCCUGGCAGAGGAGGCCUACGAAGACACCUAUGGGGACGAGCCCUCCUAUCACCAGGACUACAGCUAUGAGAAGGGGCACCCCCCGCUCCACCAGGCCCCUCAGCCGGAGUACCAGUAUGAGCCUGAUGGCUACUCCUAUGGGGACGGCGGCCCCGAAGAGUCGGCCUGCACCAACGACCUCUCCGUGGAGGGGGGAUAUGAUCAAGAACCCUACUCCCCUUCCAGACACCCUGGCGGCCAGCACGACUACAACCAGUUCAGGAACCACUUCCAGAAUGUGGACGCUGGGGUGCCAGCAGACAAUAUGGAAGAUCACUAUAAGGCCACCUACCAGCCUCGCCAGCCCCCUGCUCAGAUGUUCAAUCAAGACCGACAUCAGAAUGGUCAACUUCAGAACGGGCACCUCCAGAACGGGCACCUUCAAAAUGGGCAUAUCCCUAAUGGGCAUAUUCCUCAUGUGCAUAUCCCUAAUGGGCAUCCUCAAAACGGGCACCAGAACGGGCACAUUGAUCAGCUGCAGAGAGACUUCCUGGACUCCAGACAGAGUACCGUGGAGGGUCAGCAGCUAGCCCAGCUGAAGGUGCUGCACCAGGCUCAGGCGCGGCAGCAGAGCGAACUGCAGCAGCAGCUGGAGGAGGCCAAACGCAAGAUCCGCUUCCUGGACCACCAACUCGCCAUCGUCAAAGAUGAGAAGGAGGGCAUGGCCAUGUCUCUGAAGGAGUCAUCUGGCCUGCUGGAGGAGGCUCAGAGCAGAGAAGCUCAGCUACAGACCAGCAUCAAGACCCUGCAGCAGGAGAUGCACACACUCACCGAGAGGGAGCAGGAGAGCCAGAAGGCGCAGCGCGUGGCGGAGGCGGCGGUGGACAGCCUGCAGCAGCAGAUGAGGGAGGUGUGUCGCUCGGAGACGCUGACGCGCGCCCGCCAGCAGCACGAGAGGGACCUGCACGCCCUCCGAGAGCAGCACGACGCCCGGGUGCUCGCCCUGCAGCAGCUGCUGGACACACACACACAGGCCCUGCAGGAGCAGACGGAGCAGGGUGUGCGUGUGCGUGAGCAGGUGCGUCAGCUGGAGCGUCAGAGGGAGCAGGAGCAGGUGGAGAGGGCCUCCAUCAUCAGCGCACUCACACAGCGCCUGGAGGACAGCCAGAAGCAAUGCGCCAAGCUCCUACACACAGGUUCGGUGCAGGAGAUGACUCAGAUGCAGAUAAAGCUGCAGCAGGCCCAGUCUGCUAAGAGCAUGGGGGACGAGAUGAACAAAGCUCUGCAGGAGGAGCUGAAUGACCUGAAAGAUCAGAUCAGGCUGUACGAGGCAGCCGUGAAGCACGGUGUCAUCUCAUUGGACAGCGCAGGGCCGACGGCCAAGAAUGGCGUAGCGCCAUUGGACAGCGCUGGGGACUGGGAGAACCACCUGUCGGACUCCUACACGGAGCUGGGCAUCAAGAAGGUCCACUGGAAAAACACACUGCUGCACAGUACCCCGCUGCAGCCUGAGGGGGUGGAGGGCGCUAAAGAGGAUGUGCUGAAGGAGCUGAGGGCGGAGCUGCAGCGCUGCCUGGCAACCCUGAAGGACAAGCGGCACCGCAUCACCCAGCUGGAGGCGGACCUGCAGGCCACGCGGCAACAGCUGCAGGAUGACAACAGCAGCAGCACCUCAAAGAAGGAGAGCAUCGAACAGAAGGCUUCGGAGGCGCCAGCGGGCCCUGUGGCGGCAUCCUCAGAGCUGACCUCUCUACAGGAGGAGCGAGAGCGCCUACAGGAGCGAGUAGAGACCUUAGAGAAGCGUAACUCGGAGCUGAGGCAGAGUGAGGAGAAGGUGAAGGCGGCCAACUCUGAGCUGUGCUCCAAGAUGAGGGAGAUGAUCCAGGAACUGGACCAGGAGAAGCAGGAGGCCCAGCACAGGUAUGACCGUACGCAGCAGCAGUUCCGUGAUGACGUGGUGAAGCGUGUGCGUGCUGAGCUCACCCAGGAGCACGAGGACCAGCUUGAGGAGCUCAGGGCUCAACACCAGCAGGAGACACACACACUACAGUGUAAGCUGGCAGAGCUGCAUCAGGAGAUGGCGGUGGUGCAGGAGUGCUACAUCUCCAUCUGUAAGGAGAAGGACCGGCUGGAGGAGAGCCUGGCCAGCACAGCACAGCAGGAGGAGAGGAGGCCGCAGGAAGUGCUGACCCUGGACGGGGGGAGCCAAACGGAGGUCAGCAGGGAAGAGCCGGCCGCCGCAGUCUCACAGCAGGAGGCGCAGGGGGAGACAGAGCGCCUCCUGAAAGCGGCGCAGGAGGAACGGGACCGCCUGCAGCAGGAGACGCAGCGACUUAGGAAAGCGGCGAAGGAGGAUCUGGAGCGAGUGCAGAGAGAGGCCAAGGAGGAGAGCGAGCGCGUGCAGAAGGAGGCGCGGGAGGAGAGGGAGAGGCAGCAGGAGGCGUGGCAGAAGGAGAGGGCGACCGCGGUGGAGGAGGCGGUCAGACACGCUCAGCAAGAGCUGGAACAGAAACACCUGAAAGAGGUGGCCAAGCAUGUGGAGGGAGCUGUGGCGAGGGCACACGCACGCUGGCUGGAGGAGAUGCAGACGCACCCCGAGUACAAGACCCGCCUCCAGACACAGAGGAGCCAAUGGGAACAAGAGCAGGAACAGCACACGCAAACCCAGGUGUCUGCGGCCGUAAAGGCAGCGAAGGACCAAUGGGAGUCGAGCGCACAGGCGGACAGGGCGGAGCUAGAGCGGGGCCGAGAGACGAUUGGUCAACUGCAGGAGGAGGUGCGCUCCCUGAGCUCUCGGCUGGAGCAGCAACAGCAGCAGCAGGAGACGCUGCUGGGGGCCGAGGUGGCAGCCGCCCGCACCGCCUGGAGCCGCCAGCAGGAGGAGGAGACCGCACGCCUGCAGACGCAGCACCAAGCCCAGAUGGAGCAGCAGCAGGAGCGUCACCGGCAGGAGGUGGAGCGCGUGCAGGAGGAGGCGGCGGGUCACCGGCGAGCGGAGCUCCAGGAGGCCCUGAGGAGGCAGCAGGAGCUGCGGGCCCAGGGGGAGCGGGAGCGGGCCCGGGAGGAGGCGCGCCGGGAGGUGAAGGAGGCCCUGCAGGAGGGCCUGAGGCUGCUGAAGAGCACGGACGAGGAGGGGCAUGCGGAGGAGCGGGGCAGGGGAGGAGGCCUCAGGGAGCUGUGCAGAGAGGCGCUGUCCCGAGCCGUGGCCCUCGCACGACAACACUGGACCAAGGUGACAGCCCAACACCAACACUGCCUGGGGAGUGAGGAGAUGCUGAGACGAGUGCUGAAGGAGACACACCAACAACACGAGAAGGAGAUUCUACAGCUGCAAGACUCAGUGGAGCGUGCGGACGGUGUGUGUGGGAGCGAGCGGUGCCGUGAGGCGGUGUGUGUGCUGAAGGGGAGGGUGGAGGAGCUCCAGCGGCAGGUGGAGAAGGCCUGCAGACAGCUGCAGCACACCGCACGACAACACAAGAGCGCACUGCACACGAUCAAAGAGGAGCGUGAGGAAGCCUUGAAGCAGGAGAGGGAAUCCCAUGCCAACGCUCUGGAGGAAGCCAAGAGAUCUGCUCAGGAAGAAGGUCAGAAGAAGCUUGAGGCAGGACUGGAGGAGAUGAAGGAGCAGUACACCACUGCAUUGAAGAAGAUCCGAGGGGAGAUGGCGGCGUACGUGCAGGAGAGUGGUGCGCGUGCGGCGGCGCUGGUGCGUGAGCAGGUGCAGCGUGAGCGCGAGGAGACGACGCGGCGCAUGAGGAGCUACUACCUCACCUGUCUACAGGAGCUGCUGUCAGACCGCACCAACAGCACCGGAGCGGAAAAGAAAAUAAUUAACGCCGCCAGCAAGCUGGCUGCCAUGGCCAAAGUCUUAGAGACGCCUGUGACCAGGAGGGGAACGCCCAAGAUCCAAGACGUCUCCAACCCCAUGGGUGUUCCUGACCCCACUGCUUCACUCCCCUCUGCCAUGAGCCAUGCGUCUGGGUUGCCAGCUGUUCUCCCUGCAGGAGAGAGGCCCAAGGACGACCAAUCCUGUCUGAUGUCAGCCCUGGCAAGCAGCACUCAGCCCCACCACCCCCCCUCUAUAAAAGCAGCAGCUCCUACCUCCAAACAGGCCCUAAUCAGCGGCGGCCCCCCCACCACCACCAACAGUCCCCAGGACACCCACCCCCACCCCCACCCCCUCAGCGCCAGUAAUGCCUACAAACAAGCUGCUGAUGCCCCCUCACCUCACCAAUCCGCUGGUGCCACCGUGCCAUCACACAGACCCCCUCUUUCCGCCCCGCCCCUGUCCUCCUCCUCCUCUUCGGCGCCCCGUGGGCAGCAGCCGAUCCCGUCGGCGGUGGAGGGAGCGGAUGUGAGUGGGGGACACGUGACCACGCGGUGCCAGCGCAGGGAGAGGAGCAAGGAGACGCACAAGGAGGCCCUGCAGCAGAGGCAGAAGCACCCACGCCGCUCUGACUCCGACUCUGGCAAGACCACCAAAGCGGCUUCGACCGUGCCCCACCUGAAGACACCCACCAGCAGCACCCUCCUCAGGCAGCAGCAUGCAUCCUCCUUCCCCCAGGACGACGCGCCCCUCCUGAUGGCCCCGCAGACCAGCUCAGAGCAGGAGGCUCCGGUACGAGACAACGGCCAGAGUGACUGGAGCAUCAGUAGCAGCGGCUCUUACCUCCCCAUCCUCACACACACACACACGCAGUCACAGUCACAGUCUCACACACUCAGUAGCAGCGCAGGCUCCUUCCUCCCUGCAAACACACACACACUCAGCAGCAAUGGAUCCUAUCUCGCUGCGCACACAAACACACACACACUCAGCAGCAAUGGAUCCUAUCUCCGUCCGCACAGCGCACCGUCUCCUCCUGUCACGGACCUGUUUGAGACCCUGCCUGUGCUGAGGGGCGAGUUUGACAUGUUUGGCAGCCUCCUGGGUGACGGAGACGCCACCGUUUACAGGGACCUGGUGAAGGCACCCGCGUACCCCCCGGAACCUGCAGGACAGGGUGCUGCUGGGGGGGUGGGCGGCAGGGGCAGACUGGGGCCCAGGAGUCUUUUCGCCGAGCUGGGGGGGGCGCGAGACAGUGGCUUUGAUAGCCCCCCUUCACAACUGAGGAAGAGACCAUGCUAAGAACAUGCACAGACACACACACACACACACACACACACACACACACACACACACACACACACACACACACACACACACACACACACACACACAGUAUGGUUUACAUAAUUGCUAAUGCAGACGGCCACAGACACACGCGCACCGUCUGUGGGUUGAGAAAUGAGAUUUGUUUUAGAAUCAAGUGCCUUGCUGACCUGGACCAAUUGUUUUCCUGUGUUUUUAUUGUCUUAUUUCUAUGUUCAUACAAACUACAGUAUAGUGUGUAUGUAUGUUUUUAUAUCAGUCAUUAUGAAUUUUAAAGCACCUUGGACAUAAAUGUGUUUUUAUACUGGAAGUAUAUAAAGUUUUAUUUAAAAAUCA
This is a messenger RNA of Engraulis encrasicolus (European anchovy), 6155 nucleotides long. It is a transcript of the gene cep152, whose product is annotated as centrosomal protein 152. The transcript has 28 exons. Gene Ontology annotation, cellular component: centrosome. Lineage: Eukaryota; Metazoa; Chordata; Actinopteri; Clupeiformes; Engraulidae. The record is from RefSeq and is a predicted model, not a curated record. Gene Ontology annotation, biological process: centriole replication. Bases 438 to 5795 code for a protein of 1785 amino acids.